AGCCGAAAAUAAAAUCGCCGAAAAAUAUUUUUAAUUUUUGGAGUCGUGAAACGUAAAUUAUUACAAUGAAUUUGUUUACAAAUAUGAGUCAUUAAGCAUACUUUAAAUUUCAUACCAAAAAAACCGAGAAAAAUUGUCUGAAACAAGUAAUCGUAGUGUGUUUCGUGAACUUUCGUGUGUAUCAAUAUAAAAAGCAAUGCCUCAAACGGCAGAAGAAGUUGCAAGCCGCUAUCCUUUACAUUGGCUUGUUUGGAACGAUAAGCACGAAGAACUUAAAGCGGCUCUUCAGUCAAACAAGUACACACCACAAGAUAUAGAACUCAAAGAUCCUCGAGGGAGGACCCCACUGUUGCUUGCAGUCACCUUGGGGAACUUGGAAGCCGCCCGUGUUCUUAUAGAAGCAGAUGCAGAUGUCAACUGUGAAAAGGAUGGCUGGACAGUGGUCCAAGAGGCAACAGCUACGGGGAACCUUGAGCUACUAUCCCUGGUGUUGUCUAGGCGCGACAGGCAACGUCACGCGGUGCGCUGCAGCGGAAUACCGGAGCUGCUGAACCGGCUGAGCCUCGCACCGGACUUCUAUGUGGAGAUGAAGUGGGAGUUUACUAGCUGGGUGCCGCUGGUGUCCCGCAUGUGUCCGUUCGACACGUACCGCGUGUACAAGCGCGGCGCCAACGUGCGCGUCGACACCACGCUCGUCGGCUUCGAGAACAACCGCUGGCAGCGCGGCGACCGGACCUACAUAUUCCGGGGUCACGGUCGCAGCGCAUCCCUAGUGGAGCUAGACCACGAAGCUCGUACGGCAUGGUCGGAGCGUCUCGGUGCGGACGACGCCGCCGCCGCGCCGCCUGCGCCGCCGCCGCCGCGAGCGCUCAGACAGCGACUGGCAGCGCCGCUGGCCAUCAACUACCUGGAUACGGAUAAGAUUAGCUUUGAGAGGAACAAGAGCGGUAUCUGGGGCUGGCGCGCGGACAAGAGUGAGGAGGUGUGCGGCUGGGAGUGCAAGGUGUGGGGCGCCAGCAACGUCGAGCUGGUGUCGCGUACACGCAGCGAGCACGUGCCCGCCGGCCGCGUGCGCCGCCGCGCGCCGCUCGCCGGCCUGCUGGCCCUCGCCGACGACACCGAGACCGUGGAGCCCGAGCAGGAGGAGCCUGCCCGCAGUCGGUCGUGCGAGGACCUGCGGCCGGUGACGUGGCAGGAGUACUUCUCGGACGAGCCGCUGGAGCGCGACGUGGGGCGGCCGCGCGUCGUCAGCACCAAGGUGCAGCGGUUCCGCGCGACGCUGUGGCUCUGCGAGGACUAUCCGUUGCAGCUGCAAGAGCAGAUAAUGCCGAUCCUGGAUCUCAUGGCGGCGAUGUCGUCCCCGCACUUCGCCAAGCUUAAGGACUUCGUGCAGAUGCAGCUGCCAGCCGGCUUCCCCGUCAAAAUUGAAAUCCCACUAUUCCACGUGCUGAAUGCGCGCAUCACCUUCGGAAACAUAUUCGCGUCGGAGACCCCCGUACCGAACGUCCAAUCCGUACGCGAGGGCGAGCGGCUGGCGUGCAUCGUGGAUGACAUCGUGUUCAGCGCGCGCGGCUACCGUGACGCCGCCGCGCCCGACCACCUGUGCGACGACGACGGCCUGCUGCAGUUCGCCAUACAGCAGUCCCUGCUCGAGGCCGGCACGCACGACGACCAGGUGGACGUAUGGGAGGCGCUGCGUGGCGCGCGGCCCGCGUCGCCCGCGUCCUCGCCCCCGCGCCCGCACUCGCGGGACCUGCUGGCGCACGAGCAGAGAGAACUACAGAGAGCUAUAGAAGAAUCGCUAGCGGCGGCGGCGGGGCGGGAACCGGCGGACGGGGUGGACAAGUGGGCGGAGCAAGAGGCGGAGCCGGUGUGGGCGGAGCCUGUACCGGGGGAGUGGGCGGGGCAGGGGCCGGAGCCGUGGGCGGAGGAGGAGGCGCUGCGGGCGGCGCUCGAGGCCUCCGCCCUCGAGGAGAGUGAGAGGGAGAGGCGGCGCCGCGACGAGCAGACGCAGCUCGACGAGGCGCUUCGACUGUCGCUGCUGGAUAAGUAGCAUGAUCUCAAAACAAGCUGGCAGGCACGGAGCCAGUGCGAAAGCGACACUAUCGCCUAGUGAUAAAAACUAUUUUUGUGUAAACUUCAACGGUGCGUAGAUUUAGUUAUAUUUAUAAAUUUAUACAUGUAUACUGUGUGCACAAUGUUAUAGAGAGCUAUGUAAUACUUCUACCGGGUAGUAUGGAGUGAGAGAUACUUAUUACAGAGUAAUAAAGUAUAUUUUUAUUAUAAAAAAUAUGAUUGUGUACUUACAACCAACAUUGUUUCCAUAGAUUAACUUUUUGGCAUUUAUACAUGUAUAAACAUAAACGGUCUUACCACAAAAAAACUAAACAUC
Molecule: messenger RNA, 2392 nt
Organism: Aricia agestis (brown argus)
Lineage: Eukaryota; Metazoa; Arthropoda; Insecta; Lepidoptera; Lycaenidae
Product: ankyrin repeat domain-containing protein 13D
Exons: 12
Coding region: 197-2053 (618 amino acids)
Cellular component (GO): cytoplasm
Molecular function (GO): protein binding
Source: RefSeq, a predicted model, not a curated record